This is a messenger RNA of Fusarium odoratissimum NRRL 54006, 534 nucleotides long. RefSeq lists its product as uncharacterized. NCBI's taxonomy places the organism in Eukaryota, Fungi, Ascomycota, Sordariomycetes, Hypocreales, Nectriaceae. The coding region runs from base 1 to 534 and encodes 177 amino acids. The transcript is spliced from 2 exons. The record is from RefSeq and is a predicted model, not a curated record.
AUGGCGGACCUGAGCAACGUUUCGCGUUACAAGAUCUUCAACAACAAGAACGAGGCAAUCGAAAUACCCGCUUCACAUGUCUUGAAGUACCCAGGCUUUGAGGAACACUUCACCAGAACCAGUCGCUCUAGGACCCGAAGCCUUGACUCCGGACGUUGCUCAUGCAUCAUCGACAUCGCCGCUGUAUUCCUGCGCAAUGGCAGGUUCUACAACCUCCACACUGGCCAGUGCCGUUGCAUUUGUAAGUCAACCAACUUCUGUACCCGCGCCGUCGCUAUUUACGACUUUGCGAUCGAGUUCGAACUUGAUGCACUCGCGGGACUGGUUGCGGACGACAUGCCCAAGUUUGCCGAGCACAUCAAACCCACAGACGUCCUCUGUCUCAAGCUGAUGUAUGGUGAGCCCGUGACACCGAAGGCCGCCUGGAUGUGCAGCAACCCUCAGCUCUCAAAUCAUGAGAGUCUUCGUCAGGACAUGGCUCGAUUGGUGAUGUCUCUGGCUGACGAGCCUAGUCUCAAUGAGAGCGGGGUCUGA